AUGCGUCUUCUCACACACAACGAAGACGAUACACUCGUCAUCAAGCACUUUGACGAUGAGCCAGUGCCUCCUUAUGCGAUACUUUCUCACACUUGGGGUGAAGAAAACGAAGAAGUGACAUAUGCAGACAUCAGCAAUGGAGUCGGUCAGGGCAAGGCUGGCUACGAAAAAAUCCGGUUUUGCGGCGAGCAAGCACGGCACGAUGGCCUACAGUACUUCUGGAUCGACACAUGCUGCAUAGACAAAAGCAAUAAGUGUGAGCUUGCUUCCAGCAUCCGUUCGAUGUUUAUGUGGUAUCGGAACGCAACACGAUGUUACGUUUACUUGUCAGAUAUAAUCAGCCCCACUUCAGCGAUCAAUAGUGAUCUCCCUCAGCAUUACGAAACACCACCUGAUCGUCAGUCACAUCAACUCGAAUUUUCGAAAAGCAGAUGGUUCACGCGAUACUGGACAUUGCAAGAACUUCUGGCCCCGUCCGAGGUAUACUUUUUCACUAAACAGGGAAAUGAACUUGGCGAUAAGCUGUCGCUGAUAUCAGACCUAUCCCGGAUCACAGGCAUUCCUAAACCCGCUUUGCAAGGUGCGCCAUUGUCUCAUUUCACCAUCCAGCAGCGCAUAGCAUGGGGAGAACAUCGAAAAGCGACCGAACCGUUAGACAGUGUGUAUGCUCUUAUGGGCAUCCUUGGUGUUAGCGUGUCUCCAAUUGAUGGGGAGAGCCCAGCAGAAGCGAUGCGUCGAGUCGAACGUGAAGUCGACAGGCAAAACAAGUGUAUUCAGGACCUACAAUCUACCAAUCCUUACGAUGACAAGACACGUAUUGAAGCAACAAAGGGCGGUCUACUAAGCGAUUCAUACCGCUGGAUCAUCGACAAUAGCACCUUCCAGAAGUGGCAGCAAGAUCUUAGCACUCGACUACUCUGGAUCAAGGGCGAUCCUGGUAAAGGCAAGACGAUGCUGAUGUGCGGCAUACUUAACGAGGUGCAGAAGACUACGAGACACAACAACACAGUCGCGUACUUCUUUUGUCAAGCGACCGAUAUGCGUAUUAACAAUGCCGUAGCGGUAUUGCGGGGCUUGUUGUACAUGCUCGUGAUUCAUAAUCCGUUCUUAACUUCGCAUAUUCGAAAACGGUACGACCAAGAUGGCAAGAAGCUAUUCGAGGACGUGAAUGCGUGGGUAGCCUUGUCACAGAUUUUUGUGGACAUGGUAUGCGACAAAAACUUGAACACAGCUUACUUAUUUGUUGAUGCUCUUGAUGAAUGCAUCACAGAUUUACACAAGCUUCUGGACCUAAUAAUUCUUACUACCGCCAAAUCGACUCAUGUUAUGUGGCUGGUGACUAGCCGAAACGAGAGUCACAUCGAGCAGAGAUUGAAGUCGGUCAGUGACGAGGCUAGGCUGAGCCUAGAACUGAAGCAAAAUGCAAGGCAAAUCACACAAGCGGUCGAAGGGUAUAUCGACCACAAGUUGUCUUCACUCGAAACUCUUGAAGAGGGCAGCAUACGUGAUCAGAUUCGAGAUGAGAUGCGGACGAAGGCCAAUGGCACUUUUCUUUGGGUCGCUUUGAUGAUUCAAGAGCUCGAGAAGCACGACUGUUUCGAUCCUUUAGCUGUAGUGAAAACAACUCCAGCAGGCUUAGACCCGUUCUACGAUCGAAUGCUUGCCCAGAUCGAGCAGCAAAAAGGUUCUGCAGAUGUUCUCCGGAUUCUGCUUUGUACAGUAACAGCUGCGUACCGUCCGCUCUACCUUGCUGAAGCAGGAAGUUUAUGUGCACUACCAGGAACGACAAAGAUGCACCGAAAAAUCAUCGCCUCGUGUGGCUCAUUCCUCACCAUUCGCGGCGAACAAAUCUAUCUUGUCCAUCAGUCAGCAAAAGAUUAUCUUAACCACAAGAUGGAGAACAAUUUUCUUCCUUCUCCAACGACUAUUCACUAUCAGAUAUUCACUCAGUCUAUCAGGCUAUUAUCAAGUACGCUGAAACGCGAUAUCUAUGCUCUAGAGCAACCAGGAAUCUCAAUCGACGAAGUGGAAACACCUAGCCCCGAUCCUCUCGCGAAUAUACGUUACUCGUGUGUCUACUGGGUUUUUCACCUUCGCGACUCGGAACUCGGUUUCGCCGGCCACCCCAAUGUCCACCACACUGCAACACUUAUUGAAGAAUUUUUAAGAAAAAACGUCCUUUAUUGGUUCGAAACGUUGAGUCUCUGCAGAAGUCUGGACCUAUCUAGAUCGAAAACCAAAUGUCUGCUGUCGGUAGUAGAGAGAUUUGGGCCGACAAAUUACCUUUGUUGGCUUGUUAUGGACGCAUGUCGAUUUGAAAGAAUGCUUGGAGGGAUCAUGGGGAAAUAUCCUCUUCAAACAUACGUAUCUCUACUACUAUUCAGUCCACGUGGUAGUCUGAUAACAAAGCUGUUUCCGCACGAGAAGCCAAGAAACAUUGUGAUCCAGCCAUCCAUGAAUAAGCUUCGUGCUGAGAUUCCAAAAAGAGGUGCUAACUCAGUGGUGUUCUCGCCUGAUUCGACAAAGCUAGUGUCAAUGUCAGAAGACAAGACAGCCACGAUCUGGGACACACAGAGUGGGUUGUGCCUGCACACGCUCAGGGGGCACGACAACACUAUUCAUGCUGUAGCUUUUUCGCCGGACAUGAAAAGGCUAGUUUCAAUGUCAGGAGACAAGACGGUCAAGAUCUGGGACAUACACAGUGGGUUCUGCCUGAAGACGCUUACGGGACAUACACGCCCCGUUAACUCAGUGGCCUUCUCGUCUUUAGCAAGGCUAGUUUCAGGGUCACGGGACAAAACAGUGAAGAUAUGGGAUACAAAUACAGGAGCGUGCGUACGGACGCUGAUAGGUCAUACCUGCAUCGUCAACUCAGUGGUCUUCUCACCUGAAUCAACAAAGAUAGCGUCAGCUUCAUGGGAUAAGACAGUCAAUGUGUGGGACGCACAUACUGGAGCAUGCCUACAAACGCUUGUAGGGCAUAGACAUGUUGCUAGCUUAGUAACCUUUUCGCCUAGUUCCAUGAAACUAGCGUCAGCAUCCUGGGACAAGACUGUUAAGAUAUGGGACGCACAUAGCGGGGCGCGCCUGGAGACUCUUGAGGGCAACAGUCGCGUCAAAUCACUAGCAUUCUUGCCAGACGAGCUCUCUAUUCAGAUCAAUGGGAGCAAAUUCUGUCUCAACAACUCUGUUGAUUUCACCACUAGGAACGCCAAUUUUGAACACGCGUACAAUGCUAGAGGAUACGUCGGUCUGAAUCCGGGCUGGAUCACACAUAACGGAGUGAACUUUGCCUUGAUUCCUGAAGAAUUCCGCCCUAUACGUUCAGUUGUAAAGCAUAACAAGAUAAGAAUAUGCUCAAAGUACGGACGAGUGUGGGUAUGCACCGUUGGUCAUACAUAGUUUCUUGGACGACAUCCGUUGGGUUAUCCCUAUGUCUUUUUUUCCCUUUCAUUUCAUUUUCUUAACUUUGUUCACGAAGAUUACGUAGGUGUCCAGAUAACUAUGUAUAUAAGCGAGAUGUGGUCACAUUAAAAAAACAAAGUGUCAUUG
Molecule: messenger RNA, 3552 nt
Organism: Bipolaris maydis ATCC 48331
Lineage: Eukaryota; Fungi; Ascomycota; Dothideomycetes; Pleosporales; Pleosporaceae
Molecular function (GO): protein binding
Source: RefSeq, a predicted model, not a curated record